Molecule: messenger RNA, 2770 nt
Organism: Nerophis ophidion (straightnose pipefish)
Lineage: Eukaryota; Metazoa; Chordata; Actinopteri; Syngnathiformes; Syngnathidae
Gene: prkacbb
Product: protein kinase, cAMP-dependent, catalytic, beta b
Exons: 10
Coding region: 475-1530 (351 amino acids)
Biological process (GO): peptidyl-serine phosphorylation
Cellular component (GO): cAMP-dependent protein kinase complex; nucleus
Molecular function (GO): ATP binding; cAMP-dependent protein kinase activity
Source: RefSeq, a predicted model, not a curated record
UAAUGUAAAAUGCCCGUUGAGUGUGGCAUUGUUAAAGUUACAAAAACCGUCGUAAUACUUAUGUAAAACUUUAAAAUGUCUUUUAACGACUUUCAAAUGUAAUCACAAAGGAGAAUGUUGUGCCCUGGGGGCAUAGCGGGGCUGGCUGAGAGACUGCCGGGCGGGGGGGAGAGUUUCCCAGGCAGGCAGGCGGAGCAGCAGCAGUGACCGCUAGCUUGAUGUCAGCCACACAAUAGUGGAAACAUUUCACGGGGGAAAAGAGCGAAAGUGGACGGCAAAUGAAGAGCGAGGAUCGUUGUUGGUUAGGAAAUGUCCUUCCUUUUCGCUCGGACCAGCAAUAUUUUUAAACAUUAUCGUGUUUUGUGGAACGGAGCAACCGCUGCAGGGAGGUUAGCCAGCUAGCCAGCCAGCCGCCGCCGCCACCACCUCGCUCUCCUUUGCUGACGUCGGAGCCACAGCCGUGUGUCUUCCAACAUGGGGAAUGCUGCCACCGCCAAGAAGGGCAACGAGCUGGAGAGCGUGAAAGAGUUCUUAGCCAAAGCCAAAGAAGAUUUCUUGCGGAAAUGGGAAUGCCCACCACAGAGUACGACGUGCCUCGAUGACUUCGACAGAUUAAAGACUCUGGGGACUGGCUCGUUUGGGAGAGUUAUGCUGGUGAAACACAAAGGAACAGAGCAGUACUUUGCAAUGAAAAUACUGGACAAACAGAAGGUGGUGAAACUUAAACAAAUAGAACACACGUUAAACGAGAAGAGGAUAUUACAAGCUGUCAGCUUUCCCUUCCUUGUCAAACUUGAGUACUCAUUUAAGGACAACUCCAAUUUAUACAUGGUGAUGGAGUAUGUUCCAGGAGGAGAGAUGUUCUCACAUCUAAGACGCAUUGGAAGGUUCAGCGAACCGCACGCACGCUUUUACGCUGCCCAGAUAGUGCUGACAUUCGAGUACCUCCAUUCACUAGAUCUCAUCUACAGAGAUCUGAAACCUGAGAACCUUCUCAUCGACCACCAUGGCUACAUUCAGGUGACGGACUUUGGGUUUGCCAAGCGGGUAAAAGGCAGAACUUGGACAUUGUGUGGCACACCGGAGUACCUGGCCCCAGAAAUUAUUCUCAGCAAAGGCUACAACAAAGCUGUAGACUGGUGGGCUCUCGGGGUCCUCAUCUAUGAAAUGGCAGCUGGUUACCCUCCGUUCUUUGCUGACCAGCCGAUUCAGAUCUACGAGAAGAUCGUAUCCGGCAAGGUGCGAUUCCCCUCCCACUUCAGCUCAGACCUAAAGGACCUUCUAAGGAAUCUGCUGCAAGUAGACCUGACCAAACGCUUUGGCAACCUGAAGAACGGCGUUAAUGACAUCAAAGGACACAAAUGGUUUGCCACAACGGACUGGAUCGCAAUCUACGAGAGGAAGGUGGAGGCCCCGUUCAUACCAAAGUGCAGAGGCCCUGGCGACACCAGCAACUUCGACGACUACGACGAGGAGGACAUCCGUGUUUCCGUAACGGAAAAAUGCGUAAAGGAGUUUGCGGAGUUUUAAGACAGACAGUUAUGUCAUGGGAUAAUAUAAGGGGAUCUUUGCACUCUUCUAUAGACUUGGAAUGGAGCAGAGACCAUGUUUUCCCCCACCUACCUUCUACUCCUUUACUUUUCCCAGGUCUAUGACACAAUCCCUCACACAGCUCAAAGAGGUUGCCAUGAUCCUUGGGUGCCGAUAAGCUCUCACUGUCACCUACACCUGCAUAUUAAUGCAGACCACCACUUUUUUUGUUUUUUACCUACCCACUUUUUAAUUUGUACUUUUGAAGGUCUUUGAUGUUGUCCUGCUCUUUUUAAUUCAUGAAGGACAAAGUAAGACAAGUGCAACAAGGCAGCUUGUUUGCAAUGGUUCGACUUCCAUGUUACAUGGGCUCCUCUUGCGUUCAUGGCCGGUAGCUUCUCGUCUCGUGUGUGCAUAUCUGUCCGUUUUGUAAGACGUUUGAACACUCUUGAGUGUUUUUAGAGCAUGACUGAAUAGCAAAACUGGGUGACAUAAGAAGACGAAGGAGAGGUUCCUUCUUCCUUUCUUUGCUUUUGCCUUAGAGCCCAGCGAAAGUGUUGAUCCUCCUCGUUAUUUCGACCCAGGCGUACAGCAAGCCAUCGCUGAGAAUAACCAAUCUUGUUACAUUAUUAGUAAAAUGUAAAAUUACUUUUUUGAUCCUUUUGGGGUCUGUUAGUUACAUGUGUCAUAUGUUACUCUUUUUUUUGUCACUGUGUCUGCGAUACUAGUCAUAUUUUCCCCCUAGAUUUCAGGUAUGUUCAUAAAGACCUGUUGUUACAAUACAAUGUGACUUCUGUAAAUUUUAAAUGGAGUGAAAAGACUAUCGUUUUGAGAGUAAAAGUGAGAAAAGUCAAUGCUUUGAAUCUCAACACGGUUCGUGAAACCACAAAAAAAAAGUCCCAACCGAAUCUAUAAAUUAUUGAUUUUGAGAAUUGAUUAAACAGUACAUAAAACUGCAGCUUUUUUUUUCCGUUGGAGCCAGGGAAUGAUUGUGUUUGUUUUACUUGUUUCUUUUGAGGAAUGUAGAUUGCAACUUAUAUGUGUGCAUAUUUGAUGGCUUGAUUAUCAAGGUACAGUUUUUUCUCACGAAUACACUGGCUAAAGUAAAGAACUGCUCCCUUGUAUCACCAUGUAACCCUGUUAUUGUUCAGCUCAUUACAUAAUACGUAUAUGCAUUGUUUCAUAUAUGUUUUAUUUAUACACGUUAUAGAGAUGCUAAUAAAUUUUAUUUUUAAAAGUG